UCUACUCGUUGCUAUCAUUCCGCCAAAUAAGGGAAAGGAGGUGGUGUGGAAAGAGAGUGGUUACGAGAAGAGAGAUAGUGAAAUAUAAGUUGCUCUGUGCAAUUCAUGUAAGGAACCUGACAUGUCUUACUCCAACAAAUAUAUUUUUGCAUCCCUUCCGAGAACUCAGAGGGGCCAACCAAUUGUUCUGGGAGGAGAUCCAAAGGGAAAAAAUUUUCUUUACACUAAUGGAAAUAGUGUUAUAAUAAGAAAUAUCGAGAAUCCUGCAAUUUCGGACAUUUAUACUGAACACUCGUGCACUACGAAUGUCGCCAAAUAUUCUCCCAGUGGAUUUUACAUAGCAUCAGGAGAUCAAUCGGGUAAAAUUAGAAUCUGGGACACAGUUAACAAGGAACAUUUACUGAAAAAUGAGUUCCAACCAUUUGGCGGACCCAUCAAAGAUAUUUCAUGGUCUCCUGACAACCAACGCAUUGUUGUUGUUGGAGAAGGAAGGGAAAGGUUUGGCCAUGUUUUCAUGGCUGAAACAGGAACGUCUGUUGGAGAAAUCUCUGGUCAGUCUAAACCCAUAAACUCGUGUGAUUUUCGACCUUCACGACCAUUCAGGAUCAUUACAGGAAGUGAAGACAAUACCAUUGGUGUGUUUGAAGGACCACCAUUCAAAUUCAAAAUGACAAAGCAGGAACACAGUAAAUUUGUUCAGGCAGUUAGGUACUCACCCAGUGGGAAUCAUUUUGCAUCAGCAGGCUUUGAUGGUAAGGUGUUUCUGUAUGAUGGUGCAUCUGCUGACCUCGUUGGUGAAAUUGGCUCCCCAGCACACAAAGGAGGUGUAUAUGCUGUUGCUUGGAAACCUGAUGGGAAACAGCUACUGACAGCAUCUGGAGACAAGACAUGCAAACUGUGGGAUGUUGAAACCAGAACUGUUGUCUCUGAGUUUGUAAUGGGCACCCAAGUUGAAGAUCAACAGGUAUCUUGUUUGUGGCAAGGACAGUACCUUCUGACCGUUUCCCUUAGUGGAUUCAUUACUUAUUUGGAUGUCAACAACCCUGUAAAGCCCAUAAGAGUGAUAAAGGGACACAAUAAGCCUAUUACAGUUCUUGCUUUGAGUCCAGACAAGAAGACUGUUUACACUGGUUCACAUGAUGGUUUUAUUACUAGCUGGGAUUCUAAAACAGGAGAGAAUGACAGAAUUGAAGGAAAGGGACAUGGAAAUCAAAUUAAUGGCAUGAAAGCAGUGGAUAAUUUUCUUUACACCUGUGGAAUUGAUGACAGUAUCAAGCAGGUUGAUAUUGCAACUAAAACAUAUCUUCCAACUGAUGUGAAACUUGGUUCCCAGCCACGUGGUAUGGAUAUCAAAGGAGAGACAAUUGUAGCAGGCACAGUGAAAGAGGUUUGUGUUGUCCAAGGAGGCAGGAAAGUAUUUAGCCUGCCUGUAGAUUACGAGCCAUCAUGUGUUUCAUUAAACAGUGAACAUCCAGAUGUUGCUGUUGGAGGAGCACUGGACCAAAAGGUUCAUAUCUAUGCAAUGACUGGUGCUAAUCUGAGUCCAAAGCUUGAGUUGUCUCAUCUUGGGGCAUUGACAGAUUGUGCAUAUUCACCUGAUGGCCAAUAUCUUGUUGCUUGUGAUUCUAAUAGAAAGGUCAUCCUGUACAAGUUGCCUGAUUAUCAGUUGGCUCACAAUAAAGAAUGGGGAUUCCACAAUGCCAGAGUCAAUACUGUUGCUUGGUCACCAAAUUCUCUUUUAGUUGCCAGUGGAAGCUUGGAUACAACUAUAAUUGUGUGGAGUGUACAGAACCCUGCAAAGCACACAAUUAUUAAAAAUGCUCACCCACAGAGUCAGAUUACUCGGCUGGUGUGGCUGGACAAUGAUACAUUUGUUUCUGUGGGACAAGACUGCAACACUAAAAUUUGGGAAAUAUCUUCUAUUUAGGAUUAUGCACAACGUUCAGAAAACAAGAAGCUGAACCAUGAUUGUAAAGAUGCUACAGCAAGACAGAGAACUUCUUCAAAGGCAGGGGUCAUUUUUGUCUUUUAUUAGUGACACAAAGCACUUUGUAAACUUUUAUAUGUUCUGUACUAUGUGCAGCUCUUAAAAAUGAAAAGGUAACAGUUUGGCUAUGAAACUAUGAGAGAUGGGUUGAGCCUGUGUUAAAAUUAAUAUUUUUUUAAGAGAACUUUUGUAUUACUCUGUCGCAUUUAUAGCUUAUGCUAUGCAGGUUUUUGAGCAGAAGAUUAUAAAGCUCUCUCACUCAUGUGUCAACCCAUCAAGUUUAUUUUUUGAGGAAUGUGUACAGUGUUUGUAUUCAAACAUACUUAGACCCAAACUCUGCAUUCGUUAGAAUAUGGUGAUCAGUGAAUAACUGCUGUCAUGGGAUUUAGUAGAUGGUGAUCAAUUGGAUGAGUCUUUUGACACCUUAUAACAAUCAGCUGUAGAUUUUUCAGAACUCGACAAAAAAGCAAGACAAUUUAGUCCUUGCCUGUCUAAAAUGGAAAUACUUUGAAAGACACGGAACAACAAUUUGUUUCAUGAUAUAUGUCCCUCUUUCCCAUGCCCCCCCCCCCCCCCCCUCUCUCUCUCUCUCUCUCUCUCUCUCUCUCUCUCUCU
This is a messenger RNA of Schistocerca piceifrons (Central American locust), 2602 nucleotides long. RefSeq names its product actin-interacting protein 1 (gene flr). The transcript has 15 exons. Bases 122 to 1927 code for a protein of 601 amino acids. Gene Ontology annotation, molecular function: actin filament binding. Gene Ontology annotation, biological process: locomotion; positive regulation of actin filament depolymerization; sarcomere organization. The record is from RefSeq and is a predicted model, not a curated record. Lineage: Eukaryota; Metazoa; Arthropoda; Insecta; Orthoptera; Acrididae. Gene Ontology annotation, cellular component: cortical actin cytoskeleton.